This is a messenger RNA of Schistosoma haematobium, 6448 nucleotides long. RefSeq names its product Metaxin-3 (gene MTX3). Gene Ontology annotation, biological process: mitochondrion organization. Gene Ontology annotation, cellular component: SAM complex. NCBI's taxonomy places the organism in Eukaryota, Metazoa, Platyhelminthes, Trematoda, Strigeidida, Schistosomatidae. The record is from RefSeq and is a predicted model, not a curated record. Bases 469 to 948 code for a protein of 159 amino acids. The transcript is spliced from 5 exons.
CAGGUAGAUUCGAAAUAGCCCGCGUGAUGGAUUUGACGAUUUUAUCUGCUCCAGAUGAAUGCCUGCCUUGUGAUCCUGAGUGUUUGCUAAUAUUUUGCUACAUCAGGUUAAAAGGGGCACGUAUGAACAUAAAGAUGAAGGUACCUGAUCAGUUUACUGUUGAGAGCUUCCCAGUUCUCAGUCAUGAUAAUAAGGAUUAUCACAGAAUCCCAAUUGUCCUAACGUAUUUGAGGAAAGAAGUGGGUUUCUUGUCUUUUUACUCUGAAUGUUCUCGCUUUCCUUAUGUAGUCUAGAUUGAUAGUUAUCGAAUGUCGUAUUAGCUCGAAUUAUGGCUUAGAAUAUGACUUAUCUGACAUUGAGGGUGUUCAGUUGUGUGCUUUAAUUUCAACUAUAGAACGUCGUUUAGCUCCUGCUAUUAAUUGGUUCCUAUGGGGUGACGAUUUUGUUUAUACUAAUUUCACUAGAAAAAUGUAUUUUGGAUCAAUUGGACUUAUCAAACAGUUAUAUAUUCCUUAUAUCUGGCGUAACAAAAAGUUAAAUAAGGCAAAGUCUUCUCAGUUAGUUAUUUGUCUUAAGAACAUGUCCGAUUCAGAAAUAGGCGAGUAUUUAUAUUCACUGGCCAAACUGUGCAUUACAUCACUUGCUUACAUUUUGGGUGAAAAUACAUAUUUUAUCGGCGAUCGACCAACUGCAGUCGACGCUUAUGUGUUUGCAUUUAUGUGGCCCUUAUUAAUGUAUGAAUCACAGCAUGGUGAUUCUAAUUGGUGGGAUAUCGACUACAACUCAUCAUCGUUAUCAUCCACUUGUUUACAAUCAGGUUCACAUCAUUUAAUCACACAUCUAUUACAAUGUCCUAAUCUAAUGAGAUUUUUUAAGAAUAUCUCGUCGAAAUACUUUCAGAAACAUACAAAAUGUUUUAGAAAAGGUAUGAUCUAUAUCCCUUUUUGAUAAAUUUAAAUCAUACACUAAGAUAGAUGAAGGUUCUCAGUGUUUAUGUGAUACAUUUUGUACAAUACAUAUCAAAUAAUGUGAUGAAAAGUUAACUGGACAAAUUCAAAGGUAAUUGGGAAUAAAGGUGAUGAUAAUCAUUAAAGUGCUCAAUAUGAAAAUCACGCUGGAUAAUGAACCAGUAUUAAUAGGGUAUGUUCUUGACGAGUAUACGAGAGAUCAGAUUGUUUGAAAUGUAUUGCUCAAAGAUAUUACAUUACUCUGAUAAAACCUUCAUCUUCUCAUUACAUUGGCCAAGUUUUCAUCCCAUUGUUUUUGCUUGUUAAUUUUCCAAUAUCAGUUAUGAUUUUAUACCAUUUUAUAUGAUGAAAUGCCUUGAAAGGUAACUGAAUCUAUGUGUUAUAACUAUAUAAUAUGUCAGUUUAGAACAAAUUGAAAUAACAGAUUAUUUGUUCACAAGAAUGAUCUUCACCAAUACAACUAAAUAUAUUUUAAUAGAACGUAAGGCAUCCUCCAUUUAGUCAUUAAAUAAAAUAGAAAUGUUUCAGUUAAGACGAAUCGUUGUUAAGAAGUAGCUGAAGUAAUGUUCAUUUUUGGUCUACGGUUAUUUUUCAAUUACGAGCAAUUAAGAGUCUUCUAAUACACACGAGAAUAGUGAGAUCUCGUUACACAGGAUGUAUGACAUGUCUGGCGUGCAACACUUCCUUGCAUAAGAUUCCAGGAUAUCAUUAUAUUACUAACAGAAGUUAUCGUCGAAUUGGAACAACAUUCUAUAUACAUGAUAUCACUCAACGAUAUUGGAACACAACAAACUUAGCGAACUAAAGGUGGUAAAGGCGUGCGUCAUCAAAAAAGUAUGGAUAAGAAAAAUGUUAUCAAGAUUUUCCUUUAAAUUAACACUUAAUCAUAAAAUGUACAUAUCCUGAAAUCUUUUUAUCAAUAAACUAUAUAGGUGAACAAGGAUAGUUUAUGACAAGAGAUACGGUUUGGAUAAGAAUGACAUCAUGAAAAGCUUUUAGUUAACAGAAAUUCUUCCAUGUUUUCGAGAAUGUGAAGGAAAACUGUGGCAGAAUAGUCUUUGGCGCCUUUCUUAUCUAUAUCUAUUAAUGUAUCAAUGCAUGAAGUUUUACCAUGUUUAGGAACUCAGUCCGGUAAUCGUCACGGAUUGAUAAAUGAUUUUUAAUUCGUUUACGAGGUACAGAUUCGUCUACUUCGCUUUGAAUAAUAUUCUGAUCGUCAGAGUUAAUGAAACUACCAUGAUUGACCCAAUCAGAGUUGGUAGAACGGAUUUCGAACCUGAGACUUAGUGACUGAAAACCAAAAACCUUUAUUGCUCAAUUGUUAAUAUCUAAUUGAAGAAUGUAUAUGUACUCAUUAGAUUAAAAUGUCAGUAUCUAACAUGCUUUGAAUUAAUCUACUCAUACUUUACUCAUCAUUUUAUCACCAUACAGAAAAAUCUUCAGUUAUCGACAAGUCAGUUGUAUCUCAUCCGAUUCGUGAUUGUAUUCUCUGGGGUACUGGAGUAGUUGGUUUAUUUCUAACUUAUGCUUAUUGUUCAAAUAAUCUACGGAUUUUACAAAGGUUCCACGGAUCUCGAUCAACCUAAGUGCUAUCUACAGUCGCUACUGUUAUUUAUUGUUUUAUAGUCCUUGAAUUGUGUGUAUUAUCUCGCAUUUCUCUCUCCAAAUAUCCUUCCUAUUCUCGUAAAUCUUCUUGAACCCAUUGUCAAUUCACACAAUUUUCUACCCUUCCUUUUUGAAAAUCUCGAUUCUGUAUGAUUUUACAAAUUUCCGAUUGCAUAUGUGAAUAUUACUACUUCCAGUACCUUUUUUGUUCCUAUGUCAUCCUGGCUGUUCUCUUUGUUAUAGUGUUAAUACAAAGAAGUUCGUCUAUACAUUGUUAUCUGAAAUGAUGAUGAUGUGUUCUCUAAACUAUUUAGCUUAAUUACUGAGAAGAAUUAGGCUCUAAAGAUGUCCAGAUUAAAAAUUAAUGAAAGCUCUAGCUCAGAUAACACAUUAAAUUGUUGUCUUUGACUGAUUGUAAUGCAUUUCUUAAAAGCUUCCUGUCUAUCAUUAUCUUAUGCUUGUUUUUAUCACAGAACAUUCAUUGUUACUUCUUUUCUCAAUGCCAGGCAUAAUCAUUAGCAGUAGUAAAAAUGUAUCAGAGAUGAAAAGAAUGUACGGUAGUUUUUGUAUUACUUUAGUGCACUUUUGUAAAUAUAGAUCUUUAUAAUUUUUAGAACACUUGUUUAAUCUUAAUUUUCUGGGUUAAUAUAUCAUGGUAUAGCAUUGUAGGCCGAUGCACACGUUUGUUAACUGCUUGAACGUUGAUUAUAACUGACUGUUUAAUCAGUGUAUUUUGUCAAGUAAAUUGGCUGAAAGGUUGUUAAGGCAUCAGGUAUUUCCAGUAGUUGUGGUUCAGUCAUGAAGAUUAGUUAAAAACAGUGAGAAAGGCGAAAAUCAUAUUUAUUGCCAAAAGACUUAAUUUCAAUUUUAUCAAGAAAGUAAUUUAUGCAACUUGACUAUACGAUGGAUAAAUAUUUGAAGGGAUCUGUCCAUGGUUCGAAGCAGCCCCCAAAUGCCCUGGUAUGGUCGAAAGUGAGGAGAGUCCGCUCUUCCUCUCGAAACGCUCUCACAUGACCACGCCUAUAUAGCCUCUGCCAGGGAAGUCCUACUCACUGCAUUCUCGUUGUGGGGGUGUUGUUUUCGAAAUUGAGAGGACGAAAAGUGAAUGUCCGGUGCUUUAACCGGGUCGGUGGACAUGGAGAGUCCACCUAGGGGAGUUGAAAAACCACAAUUCCAAACCAAUGGUACACAUGGGCUCCAGUAUCUUGAAGGAACAAAUGGCGUAUGAACCAAUCGUUGGUCACCGGCUACCAUGAGACUGCAUCUCCUUACGAUGCUCCACUGCCUUUUGGAUCAGACCUUCAGGUCGAAGGCUUCGAGUGUGGUCUCCUAAGAAAACAACCUGCUUCGGUUUGGGCACCAGGACAGUAUCACAGCCCUCACACAAAUCAAAUGAAAUUUGUGUGGCGCAUAUGUAUGUGGUGCCCUCUUGUACCAAUAGUCAUGUGUUCAAAUAAAUAAUAGUCACCUGGUUUCUGCUAAUUUGCGUUAACUGUGAUGUAGACAGUGGGUCAACCGGCCUUUCAAUGAUCACGUAUGCUGCUCAUUAGUCUACUCUGUAUUAUUCUAUGAUUAUGAAAAAUAACCUAAUGAAGUAAAAGACUAGUGAUCAAUCCUAAGGUUAAAAUUCGUGUUCAGUUCUUUACCAACUAAUUUUAGUCCCCUAAUAUCCCAACGUAGUGCACAUGGCGUCGAGCCACUUAGAGUAGUGACCGCAUUUAAACUUAAUCGAUGAGGUUCAUCGACACGAAAGGAUUAGAUAAGUAUGAGAUCUAUCAUCACUCAGUCCAACCGGGAGUCAGUGGUCAUAACUCUGACUGUAGAUCUGAGUAAUGCGGGUUCGAAUCUCACAUGGACCAGUUUCCUGAAGUCGCCAGGUACGCUGUUCUGACGAGUGCCAGCCAUCAAGUUGCAUAGUUUCAUAGUUCUCUGCGUGCCAUCCAAUAAACAUUGACUAAUUGAACCCUUAUUGUGGAAACAAGUCAAACGUCAAUUACAUUGAGGAACUAGAUAUUUAUGUAUAGUUUCGUAUAUACGUAAAUAAUGGGCAAGCAUAAUUCAGUAUUGUCGUACAAAAUGACGAGGAGAGAAUUGCAUUAGUAUCAAAGUUAUUUUCUGUGUAUAUGUGUAAUGUAUAUAUAACAAAGGAAUUGUAAUUAAGGAAAACAGAGACGUAAGAUGUCACUUUCGGAAUGUUUAAAAGCAAGCCACUGAAUGCAGUUUGCCGUAGGAGAUAUGUGCACGAUAUUGAUUUUAUAGAUUCUAUGCAUUAAAAAAUGUACAAGGUGUGAAGAUGAGUUUCAAUGAAAGAAAUUGUAGAAACGGCAAGUGUGAAUUGAGUACGUUGUGUGUGUGUGUAUGUGUUACCAAAAUUGAAAAUUCAACUGAACUCAUAUAAAUACGAAUAAACUUGACAGAAGUAUAGAGAAGCAAAGAAGAGUAUAUAUAGAUAUAUAAAGACAUUUAUAACGCGAAAAUUGGUAGCUCAGUUGAAUCCAACCAUCUAUCAUACAUACUAUUUGAAAUGAAUGGAUCAAUUGCAAAGAAUAUUCAAAGCUUCGUAACUAACCUAACUAGUUUAGAGAAGACAACAUCAUCGAAAAGGAAUACGUUCAUACUCAUAGCUAUACAUAUCAAUGAAUGAAAGUGAUGUUCAUUUAAACAAAAAAAGAGAUUGAUAGAAAUAUUCUGUUACAGUCAGAAAAGUAAGAAAUAUCAAGUCAAGAACAUACUGAGAAUUUAUCUAUAAGGAGAGAGAAAGGAAGUGAGUGAGUGAAUGAGAAAGUGUAUUGCUGGAAGACACUUACAGUUCAGUAAAGGAUUUUUCAAUCUGUUUAAGAAUAUAACGAAAUAAGUAAUAUAUAUGGUCUGGAUCAUGGAAAGAGGUAUAUGUGGAUAAUUUGUUGUCAGUAGAUGAUAUGGUUUUAUGUUUGAACAGCUGAAUGAAAUUCAUGUAUAUUUGAAUGGUACCAAUGUCUGGGCUCUUUUUGAGAAUGGAGUUUAAGAAAAGUCGAGCUAAGAGUAGAACAUAAUUGGAGUAAUCCUGAUGAGAAAUGCAUUCGGACAGGAUGAGGAAACAAAGAAAAACCUAGAAGCACUAAAUGGUUGUUUCGUUCUACUAUAGGACUCCUCGACAGUACAUAUCCACGAUCCUGCAUGCAUGACUCAAACCUCAAGACCAUUGAUCUCGUGAACGAACUUUUAACAUUCAGAUCAUUGAGUUAGCCAGCAUUCAACACUGUAAAUAUCUAACUUCCAUAGAUCCAUGAUCUUGUAUGAUCUUUAUUCAUAAUAGAAAUGAUAAAGUACAACAUAUAUAAAUCAUUAUUAUUAUGAUGAUGAACUUACUCGAUGAAGACCUUCUUCUGUAGCAUCUAAACGUUUAUUAGUUUGUACAGUUUGCCAUAAAUUAGUAACUUUUCUAUAAUUAUCAUUUGAAUUAUCUAAUGAAUUAUUAUUCUUUUUAUUAUGUAUAUCAUUAUCAAUGUAACCAAUAAUAUCUUGAUUAUUUGGUAAAGAAUUCAAUAAGGCUAAUUGAGAUUCAAUAGUUGUUAAUCUUUUCUAUAAUAAAAUAAUCAAAUAACAAUCUAUGAAGAUGAUAGUAGAUGGUGAUUACAAGGAAUACUAUUACUUUUAUAUAUAAGUAUACCAUUUGAAUAUGUUAUAAUUUGUUGUUUGAAUGUUUAUUGUCUUGGCUCUUUGAAUGCUACUUUUUUGUAACUGGUCGUCGCUGAUUAUUAUAUCGGAGAUGUUUAUCACUUAUACUCGGAACGAGGGAUUUCUGCAAUUCCUACGACACGAAAGUAAGAACACAAAGAUUGGUAUAAGUGAUGAUUUAUUCAACCCCAAAACACUAUGAUGACGAUGAUUCUAGU